UGCCGUACAUGAAAAAAAGAAAAAAAAUACACAAUCCAAGAUGGCGCUGCGCACGGUGUGUGCCGUGUCUUUGCGAACUGGAAUAGAAUUAGGGGUCAACAAUGCGAGGACGCUCGCCACAACAGCAUCCCUCUACAGACGUCAGCCUCCUCUGGGUCCAUUGCCGAACGAGGAGAUCGAUUCUGAGAACCUUGAAUCAUUGAAGAAGUAUCGCAGCUACACUCGUUACUUCAAACGAGCUGAGGAAGCAAAGAAAAACCCUGCGUGGUGGAAGACCUACAGGGGCUACGUGGAGGCAACGGAACCUGACCAUGGCCUGGAGCCAGUGGACAUUGGGUUGCCCUACUUUCAACCCUGCAGGACAAAAGACCUUAAGGAGAGGAAGCAGGUGAUGAAGCAAAACAAGGCCAAUGUUGAAUUGGAGAGGGCGGCCCGACAGCGCACUUUUAAGAUUCCUCUGGAUCAAGUUCAGGACACAUGGGAGAAAAGCAGCGGCCCAUUUCAUAUAAAGAGACUGGCAGACCACUACGGAGUCUUCAGGGACCUCUUUCCCAUGGCCUACUUUUUACCUCAAGUCCCACUCCACGUUGGCUAUGGUCAGGACAACAGCUGCCAAGUGUUUUAUGGGAAUCAGCUGACACCUUCUGAAGCAGAACCUGUCCCUCAGAUCAGCUUUGAUGCAGAGGAGGGCUCCUUGUGGACCCUUUUGCUCACCUGUCCAGAUGAGCAUCUUCUGGAUAAUGAGGCUGAAUACAUCCACUGGCUGGUAGGGAACAUACCAGGAGGAGCAGUGCAGGCUGGAGAGGAGCUGUGUCACUACCUGCCCCCCUUCCCUGCCAAAGGAACAGGCUUCCACCGCUACAUUUAUGUCCUCUUCAAGCAGGAGGGACACAUCAACUUCCAGGAGGAGGUCAGACCAUCACCGUGCCAUUCUCUGGUGGAUCGUACAUUUAAGACCGUGGAGUUCUACAGAAAGCACCAGGACAACAUGACACCUGUAGGCUUGGCCUUCUUUCAGAGCCAGUGGGAUGAAUCUGUCACCAACACCUUCCACAACACCCUCAACAUGAGGGAGCCGGUGUUUGAGUUUAUCCGGCCUGAAGUAUACCACCCCCCACAGGUCAAAUACCCUCAUGGACAGCCCCUACGCUACCUGGACAGAUACAGAGAUGGACAGGAGCACACCUAUGGAAUAUAUUGAAUGUGAAACAUGCAUUCAAGAAGCUGCAAAGAACACAUCAUCUUUAAAUGUGAAGUUAUGUUUGCCAUAUUUAUGUUUAAAUAAAUAAAAGAUUUAGUAUUCACGUCAA
Molecule: messenger RNA, 1310 nt
Organism: Notolabrus celidotus (New Zealand spotty)
Lineage: Eukaryota; Metazoa; Chordata; Actinopteri; Labriformes; Labridae
Gene: mrpl38
Product: mitochondrial ribosomal protein L38
Exons: 9
Coding region: 41-1201 (386 amino acids)
Cellular component (GO): mitochondrial large ribosomal subunit
Source: RefSeq, a predicted model, not a curated record